AGGCUUCCUACACGAGUUUCCAUCCAACCCCUCCCUUGCGACAUUUUUGUCGUCAAAGAUCGUGUUGAUUUUACUUUUCCCAGUAGAUGCGCAUUUAUUACAAUUAAAUGCUGACGUGGUAUGCGUUAGCAGUGACUUUUUUCCUGCUGCAGUAGCAGGUGCUCCUGAAGCAUCGAUAAGUCAUCAUGGUCACUUCGUCUGUCCCGCCUGCCGAUCCGAGCACCACUGAAGCUGGUUCGUCGAGGUUGCCUCCGGACGGGCCUGCUCCAAGGGAGAAGAAGUAUGUUAGACUCUACUAUGCACCGACUCCGAAUGGUUGGAAAGUUUCGAUUUUGCUUGAAGAGGUGGGCAUCCCCUACGAGAUUAUUCCGAUGAAUCUUGCCGCGAGAAACCAGUACAAGGAGAGCUCGCGAUAAGUCCCAAUGGCAAGAUGCCUGCCGUGGAAAUAUUGGAAAGGAUCGUCGAUGGCAAAAAUGCAUAUGAGGUCGUGGACACGUGCUUCGAAUCAGGCGCCAGAAUGUGGUGGCUGGCGACUCGGCACUUUCGUGCGCAGCUACGGCCAUUCAUCCCAAGAAAAGACGAGCGGGACGCUCUGGAGUGGCUUUUUUGGUUGAACGCGAAUCGGGAACCUGUUGCCGGUACCGUGAGCCAUUUUCUCUACUACGCCCCGCCGAAAAUCAUCGCUGCCUCCUCACAAGAUAAAAAAGUAUCAACUUCCUAUAACGAGGACACUGAAAAAGAAAAACGUCCAGGAGAUCCAGCACUCCUUGUGAAAUACAGUCUCACGCGUGCUCGCACCGAGUAUUCUCGUUUAUUGCAUGUUUUGGUCCGCCGCGUCGCAAACGGUCGAUUCCUUGCCGGCGAGAAGUAUACACUUGCAGAUAUGGCUGCUUGGCCGUGGGCAGAGCCGUGGAAACGAUGGAUGGGAAAAAGCUUAGCUGAAGCCGGCUUACCGAAUGCUGACGAGUGGUUCGAGAAACUGCGGAACAGGCCAGCAUUGCAACAUGGGAUCGCAGUAAUGCGAAAAAUAAGGCAAAAAAAUUAGCGAAGAGUCCACUUGCAAUUACAAUAGUAGAUGCAAUUUGAUAUUGAUUUUGAAAAUCAAGCAACCACUUGCGUUUAAAUGUAUACAUGGGCCUAUUCUGCCUCUGCCCGUUCUUGAGCCCUGGUUCUUACCGAUCAAUAACAUCAUAACUGAUCAUGCAGUUGCAGAGUCAAACUGUGUACAGUAUAAUCUUUUUGAGAAAGCAGUCGGUCUCAUGUAGCUGCAGUGUCUCUACUCGAGUCACAACGGAACGAGGCAGCUACCUGUAGUUGCUACGUGGUUCGAAUGAAUGAAUGAAUGAGAACAAACGUAAUACCAGCCCCGCGUAAUAUCGUAAAAGAUUACAAAAAAAACAAAGUGCUCUCUUUCAUUUUCUGAGGCACAGCAGCAGCAGCAGCAGCAGCAGGAGAGAUUGCGAGAAUGCAAGUCAACCGCAAGCAUUGACGAUGCAAAAUAA
Molecule: messenger RNA, 1502 nt
Organism: Amoebophrya sp. A25
Lineage: Eukaryota; Dinophyceae; Syndiniales; Amoebophryaceae
Source: the annotation of a GenBank genome assembly